Molecule: messenger RNA, 1161 nt
Organism: Hyaloscypha bicolor E
Lineage: Eukaryota; Fungi; Ascomycota; Leotiomycetes; Helotiales; Hyaloscyphaceae
Exons: 2
Coding region: 1-1161 (386 amino acids)
Source: RefSeq, a predicted model, not a curated record
AUGCCUUACAACACUCGUCGAAAGUCGCUCUCUCUGCCAUCCCUAGGCAUCCACCUACCUGUCACUCAUGCUUCACGAGCGGCCGCGCGACUCUCACCGCCUUCUGCCGGUCCAAAUUCUGAGAUACCUCCUUCGAAAAAAAUAAAGCGGUCGCAUGAAGAGUCGCCAUCGAUGUCACCUCCUCCAAAGCGAGUCGUUGUCAAGUACGAACACACCCCACCACCGUCACCCGAGGCCGAUGCGGAUGAUUUGGAGGAUGAGGCGAAACCAAGGGAGAUAGAUUUGGAGGGGAUCAACGACGAGAUCGUGGAAGGAGUUAUCAUUCAGUUACAAAAGACCGGGAACAGACCCCACUUAGUCAAGGAACUGGCUGCGAUAUUGUCUCAGAGCGUCAAAAUUGUCGAACAGUCUGCGAACCCUUCAGCGAUUAUUUCAUCACGACUUUCCACGUACUUGAAGCGACCAUGGACGGCGUUGGCGCCUUGUCCGGUGGCGAAGGAAUUAGAGACGGUCCAUCCGCGAAGAACGUACUUCUACUUAACGACUUACCAACAUCAACCUAUUCCCGACCCAACUACAAUCCAGUACCCCUCGAGAGCGAUAAUUUCACCUUCAAUAUCGAGUGCAGCUUCGAGGUCCGAUGAAGCCGAUGCCGAGAGGAGGAGAGAAUUGUCACCAUCACCAGAAGUCGACCUCUCAUCACCAGAGUUCGAUGACGUCGAGAUGGUAUCACCUACUACGCCAUCAGGUUCCUUCUCUUCUGGACGGGUUGACCGAAUCCCUCGGAAUCAUCGCGCAACAUCGCCACCUCUAGAGAAGGACGAGAAGGAGUUUACACAAACAGCAGUCGGCAUGCAGAAGCGAAAGUUCAGUGGCGACGUUCAGAUGAGUGGAGUACCUUCGGAGAUGGGAGAUCAUCCUACGAAGAGCGUGGAGACCGACGCACUAUUUGGAGAGGGAAGAGGCUUGAAUGUAUUAAAUACCGCAGUGUUCAUCAGCAGUCCAGCGAUGAAGCCAAGCUUGUCACUCAGUACGACGAAGCGACCGUUCGAGGAUUCAAACGACCUAUGGGGACGAGUCGAGAGCACGAUGGACUGGGACAUGCGGAGUCCUGAGAAUGUGGAGCUAGAAGAACUGGACGGCAUGUUCGACGAUCUGUGA